This is a messenger RNA of Cyprinus carpio (common carp), 3669 nucleotides long. RefSeq names its product arrestin domain containing 3a (gene arrdc3a). NCBI's taxonomy places the organism in Eukaryota, Metazoa, Chordata, Actinopteri, Cypriniformes, Cyprinidae. Gene Ontology annotation, cellular component: cytoplasm. The record is from RefSeq and is a predicted model, not a curated record. Gene Ontology annotation, biological process: protein transport.
AAUUUCGCUGUCUUUCAUUGCAGACCAUCAAGCCUUCACCGAGACGCGAUAACAGCAUCUUUUGCUGUUAUUCAGCUCUCGCAUCUCAAUGACACUAUCCAGUGUUAACUCUGGCUUUUUUUCAUAAGAGAUUAUUUUCAUAGACUUUGCCUUGUGAUUUUGUUUUGUCUACAGAACUUUGUACAUUUUAUUUUCUUGCCACCAUGGUGCUAGGAAAGGUGAAGAGCUUCAUUGUAAGCUACGACUGUCUAAAUGACAGCAAUGUCCCUGUUUUCUCCAGCGGGGACUCCGUCUCAGGAAGAGUUAUUAUUGAAGUCACCGGGGAGAUUCGUGUCAAGUCACUUAAAAUACACGCAAAAGGAUUCGCAAAAGUUCGUUGGACAGAAUCACGAAAUGCUGGAUCCAACACUGCCUACACUCAAAAUUAUACAGAAGAAGUGGAAUAUCUGAAUCAUAGAGACAUCCUUAUUGGCCAUGAAAGAGAGGAUGAUAACUGUGAGGAGGGACUCACCACUAUUCAUUCAGGAAGACAUGAGUAUGCAUUCAGCUUUGAGCUUCCACAAACACCUCUGGCUACCUCGUUCGAAGGAAAGCAUGGCAGUGUGCGCUAUUGGGUGAAGGCUGAGCUGCACAGGCCAUGGCUUCUGCCCAUGAAGACCAAGAAAGAGUUCACUGUCUUUGAACACAUUGACAUCAACACUCCUCUUCUGCUGUCUCCCCAGGCAGGAACUAAAGAAAAGACGCUAUGCUGCUGGUUUUGCACCUCAGGUCCAAUCUCUUUAAGUGCCAAAAUUGAACGGAAGGGUUAUACUCCAGGGGAGUCCAUUCAAAUCUUUGCUGAAAUUGAAAACUGCUCCUCGCGUAUGGUUGUGCCAAAGGCCGCCAUUUACCAAACACAGACCUUCUUUGCCAAAGGGAAGAUGAAGGAGAUCAAGCAGUUGGUGGCCAACAUCCGAGGGGAGUCGCUUUCUUCUGGCAAGACGGAGACAUGGAAUGGAAAGAUGCUGAAGAUCCCCCCUGUAUCUCCCUCCAUCCUUGACUGCAGUAUCAUUAGAGUGGAAUACUCACUCAUGGUGUAUGUAGACAUCCCAGGAGCCAUGAACCUGUCUUUAAACCUGCCCCUGGUGAUUGGCACCAUCCCUCUCCACCCCUUCGGUAGCCGUACAUCUUCUGUGAGCAGCCAAUGCAGCAUGACCAUGAGCUGGUUAGGCUUGCCCCUCCCUGAGAGGCCUGAAGCUCCUCCAGCCUAUGCAGAGGUGGUCACAGAAGAACAGAGGCAGAGCUGUCUGGAAGUGUCGUCAGGGCGGGAGAACUUUGAUGGCCCGCUAUUCGCUUAUAUCCAGGAGUUCCGCUUCCGACCCCCUCCACCUUACUCCGAGAUUGAUCCACAUCCAGAUCAAGCCACAUCAACUGCAGAGCACAGACUCGACACCUGCCCGUCACGCUGAGAAAUGCAUGGCAUGAGUCCAAAGCGAUUGGGCUUUAGGAGCUUUCACUUUUGUUUAUCUCCAGAUGACAGUGAUGGGUCGCUUUGCUGUCACCACCGAGAGAAAACAACCCUCUAUGGGAAAAGUAAGGGCGCAGAGUCACUGGCAAAUUACCCGACCCAGAUAUUCGGCCCCCGUGAUGGGACACGCCCCGUCGGACUUAGCCUGCAGAGCUUUGUCAAAGUAGUCACUUUUCUCAUGCUUUUCGGUAAAGGUUGACAAAGAACACGCAGACCUUGUCCGAGAUCUGAAGAGAAAUGCAAGAAAACACUAGGACCGCAGAGAGAAACGCGAUUUUUGAUUUAGAUUUUUUUGCACAAGUUCGUUUUUCUCGACUGCGUUUUAAAAUCAGUGAUUGUUUUAUUUCAGUUUUUAGCCUUUUAGACUAAGCGAUUGCAGGCUAUUGCAUGAGCCGCAAACAACGCAGAGAAGAUUCCGAGGAAUACCAGACUGAACGGACUGACUUAAUGCACUGAUCUUUUUCAAGUUCUUUCGAGGUCUGUAGUGUUCAUUGAUUGUGUUUCCUCAGUCGAUAAAUGCUGUCUUGACGCUCUUGCGAUGUUGCCUCGCCAACUCGCUUUUGUUUUAUUUUCUCCUGUGCACAUGGACUUUUAUUUUCAGUUCUAAAUGUAGAAUGCCUUUAAGCCAAACAUGGUUUGCUUGCUGUUAAAUUUGUUGCACAUGUUGUUUGAUCAAGGAGCAACAGUCCAGCUCUUGCCGCUCAUGUGCGUGAUGGGAGCAGAGAGAUAAAACAGGGUGGGGUCCGGGCAGGCAGCCUGAAGAGUUUGUUGCCUUUCUGUUUGUAGUGUGUAGCAGUGCAGGCUUCAGGAUUGCACUGCUUGAAAAAAGCACUCAGUCUCAGGUGAUCUUCUCACUUGCCAAAUGAUGAAAACAAAAAUGGUGUAGAUUAUGUUUUGAUUGCACUGUUUCAGUUUAAGGUAGGAGACUAUAGAAGGAAUUUCAGAUUCAGUUUUGAAAAACAGAUUCAGUAAAGAGAGGAGUUAUGCACAAAGAUGCAAGGCAGCUUUUAAAGACUUAUGACAUUCCCUUUUUGUCCUGCUGCACCAGCAGCCACAAUGUUUCUUCAGAUCGGUGAAGCCAGAUGUGACCCAAAGGAUGGCACAAAUGCUUGGAAAGCCAAGCUGGGAAGCAAAACAAGGACUCCGGAUCCUAUCCGCAGACAUCCGAAUCCAAUUGAAAUGAGUUGUACAUUUGUUUUUAAAACUCAUUUAACUACAGAAGUAGUUUAGGCUGGGCCUUCAUUAAGCAGUUUUUUUUACUGAAUUAAACUGCUCAUGUCUGGUUGAGGUCUGGAGAAACAAUUUAAACAAUUACCAAUGUAGAUAGUUAAAGUAGUGUUUGAAUUUGUAGAAUUACUCAUGUCUGCAUGCACAGCGUGUUUGUUAUAUGUUCAUCUGUAAUGUUGGGGGGCUUAUGAUUCUGACUGAUCUUAACAUGCUUUAUCAUUUAUUCUAUCCUCAAUAAUCAUCAUCCUGUUUUUUUUUUUUUUUUCAGUCCUAGAGAUUACUGUUUAAUUUAAAAGGACAAAAAGGGAAAACCAAAAAGUCCUUCAAAGCGUGCGUUGAUCAUGCCACUUUUGAGUUGAAUGGGAUUUGGAUUUGUUUUUUCAGUUGUGAGUUCUGAUGAUUACUGUUGGGCAUUCAGGACAUUUGUUUUCUAGACAAACGACCAUUAUACAGAUCCUCUUGUCUCGAUUAUUAUGGGAACAAUAGCUGUAGCACACCUCAGAGAAAUGGAUGACCCAUUUCAGAAGUGAAGAGAUGAUUAUAAGAAGAAGAGAAUAAUCUGCUUCUCUGUUGUGUUUUAUAGUUUAAAAUUGAACCAAAAUUGGCCACUAAUGAAAGAAUAAGCUUAAACGCAAAGAGAAAAGUGCUUCUUUUUGUGGUUGGUCAAUACUAUAGUCUAACGCUUGGCCUUCCGUGUAGUCCAGUGUUAAAGCUAAACUCUUGACUUUGUCAAAAAAACACCUUUAGUGGAAAUAUUGUAUGUUUUAGAAAUUAAGUGCAAUAUUUUUUUCAUUUUAUGUCUCAUUUUUGUCUUAUUUCAUUGUGUUUUCAUUUCAGAGAUUGUUAUGAACAUUAGAUAAUGAAUCAUGUUCAUAAUGGUUUUAACGUUUGUCUUAGUUCUUCCUUGGAAAUAAAUAAAUGUCUAAAAACCAUCA